GUGAUUAUCUCUUGGCCGGGGGAGCAGAGUAGCGCAGAGUAUGUUACCGAAACUACAGAGACCGUGGAGCUGAAGUUUUAAACCGGAGUGAUUCAUCAUCAUCAGUCCAGGAGAAAGCUUCAGAUCAUUCAGAGCCGCUCCUCUUCUCAACGAUCUACUGGCUGGGAGAUAAAUGACCAGAAGGCAGCGACUCAAAACCAACUAGUGAUUUACACGGAGGCGCGAUGGAGAGCAAGGGGUUACUUCGCUGUAAGAUUGUGGUUGUCGGUGAUUCGCAAUGUGGCAAGACUGCUCUUCUUCAUGUUUUUGCCAAAGAUUCGUACCCAGAGAAUUAUGUUCCCACGGUGUUUGAGAAUUACACAGCCAGCUUUGAGAUCGACAAGCAGAGGAUCGAGCUCAACAUGUGGGACACAUCAGGUUCAUCCUACUAUGACAAUGUUCGGCCAUUAGCGUACCCUGACUCAGACGCUGUGCUCAUCUGCUUCGACAUCAGCCGUCCGGAGACUCUGGACAGCGUGCUGAAAAAGUGGCAAGGUGAGACGCAGGAGUUCUGUCCAAAUGCCAAAGUGGUGCUGGUUGGCUGCAAACUGGACAUGAGGACGGACCUCAAUGUCAUGAGAGAGCUUUCCAAACAUAGACUCAUCCCUGUCACCCAUGAACAGGGUACUAGUUUGGCCAGACAGAUUGGUGCGGUGGCCUAUGCAGAAUGCACCUCCAAAUACUCUGAAAACAGCGUCCGUGAUGUAUUCCACGUCACUACUCUGGCUUCUGUGUCCAACAUUCAUCGGCCUCAGCUCAAACGUGCUGGCUCACGUCGCGGCCUCAAGCGGAUCUCGCAGCAGCCUCCACGGACUGAGAUUCAUGAGCACCCGCCUGCCAUCAGAAAGGAUCGAGCCAAAAGCUGCGUGCUCAUGUAGGACCAAAGCUUACAAACAACCUGACCUGUGUGUUAUGAACUGUUCUGCACAUGAACUUAAUUUAUUGGUGAAUUCUUGUCCGAUCGUUGCACUGCAUAAAGGACAAUGUGGUGAAAACAAGAAUGAAUGCUAUCCUGUGGAGCUUUUAGGGGGAUUGUUUGUCCACUUUUUAGUAAAGCUCAGCUUGUUAUUUUUCUUUGUGGCUGUGUUCUCAUCAGGGGAGGCCAUUGUAGUGGCUAUGACUAUUUUUUUCAAGCUUUUACAUGAACUAGAGGACAGAACAGGCUGGUUUGCAAAGAAAAUACAGAACAGAAAACUAGUGAGUGUUGCGAUCAAAAGAAAAAAAAUUAGCAGGAAGCAGGAGUAACAGCGCUGGUUUUUACCUCUAAUGUGUUGUUUCCUGUUCAAAAUGCUUCCGUCUUCGAGUUUGAAUAAAUAAAGCACAAAAAGAUACAUAAAAAGGUGUUCUGAGAAAUCUGUAAAUAAGAGACGGAGCUCUGAUGUUUUACAUAUGAUAAAUUAAAAAAAAUCUGGACUGGCAAAGAGACAAACAAAACCCACUUUUUGGCUAAAAUGACACAAAUUUUCUUAAACCAUAAGUGCAUUUAUUAUAAAAAAAAAAAACUAAAUAAUAACUCACUAUAUAAUACUGAGGUGUUGUGUUAUUAAUAUUUGUUCUAAUGAUCUA
Molecule: messenger RNA, 1605 nt
Organism: Melanotaenia boesemani (Boeseman's rainbowfish)
Lineage: Eukaryota; Metazoa; Chordata; Actinopteri; Atheriniformes; Melanotaeniidae
Product: rho-related GTP-binding protein RhoN-like
Exons: 5
Coding region: 225-917 (230 amino acids)
Biological process (GO): small GTPase-mediated signal transduction
Molecular function (GO): GTPase activity; GTP binding
Source: RefSeq, a predicted model, not a curated record